AUGAAGGAAGAUAAAAUGCCUGAUACUUCUAAUGAAAAAUUAAUUCAUGACAGAGAAUGUUUAGAUACUAUACAGUGGAAUGUAGACAGACAUCAUGGUUGGUAUACUGAAACAUGUCCUACUGAUGAACACCUAAACGACUGGAAAAAGCGUCCAUGUGAUUAUAUCGUGCGAACAAGUUAUGUAGCAAAUAACACAACAAACUUAUCCAAUGAAUCAGUCCAAGACGCUACUCCCAACACUGCAAUAAGUACAAAUGAUACUAAUACACCUAAAAAGUAUAAAAUAUUUCCAUCACUGAGUUUAUUAAAUCCAAAAGUGCCAAAAUUAUGCAAAUCAGGAAAAUUCCGAGUAAAUCUUAUCUUACGCUUACGUAGUAUAUGGUCACGUUCACGAUCUCAAUCACAUCGAAAAAAAUCAAAACAAAAUACAAACAAUCAGCAUCACCAUCAUCACAGCCAUCAUCAUCACCAACACCACAACCACAACAACAGUCAUCAUCUGGGUCAUCAACAUCCCUAUCCUACUCACCAGCAUUACAAUAACAAACCAUUUGAUAAACAGAGUUCAUGUGAUUCUCUGAGAUCAAAACAUACAUCUCCGCAUAUUGACAACACUAACAACAAUCCCCCUGCAAAUGAUACAAGAGUAGUUGAACUUAAGAAAGACAAAUCUAUACCACAUGUAAAAUUCAAAAUUUCAGAUAAUUGUCAGACAUUGCUAUCAAGACAUUGUCAUUCCGACUAUUGUUUACUACGAUCGAAUCAUAUCCGCAAAUGUCCUCAUAUUUACUAUGAUUUUCCUUAUGAUCGCCAUCAUCAUCAUCAUCAUCAACAUCAAAAUCAGCCCGAAUCGGACGUAUUCAGUAGUGAACAAACCAGCAUAAACAGAAUAUCCGACGACCUACAUCAUCUAAACUUUUCUUCAUCCAAUCAUCGCUCUUUAUCUACUGGGAAUAUAUGUUGUUUGUAUUCACUAAGAUGUGUACCAUCAGUUGAGUGUAUAGCAUCACCCAUAUCGUCAUCAUCAACAUCAUCUUGUUUUCAAGGACUCCAUCAACAGCACAAAGACGACUUCACAGAAAACAAAGACUCCAAUACAAUAAUCACUUCAAUUAUGGUGAAUAAAAGAAAGCCUACAAAGUUAAUUUCACCAUUUGAAAAACUGAAAUAUCAUCCAUGCUAUCGAGAUAAUGACAAGAAUCUGGGUAAAUGGGUUCAACAAAUGUUAGCACACAGUUCUGAGGACAGCUCGGAGGACAACACUGACAACACUAGUAAUGAUGAAGUUAUGCAUAUUGGUAGUAGUAGUACUGGUGGUAAUAGUAGUAGUAAUUUUCAGCCUAGAAGACAUUCUGACACUUUAAAACAUGUACAUUUCGCUGAUGAGUCGACCUGUUCAUCAUCAAUGACCACAUUGAAUUCUUUGUCAAGAUCAUCAUCACUUUCCUCAUUGAAUUUUACUAAUACUUUACUUUCACAACCGUGUUGUCCAGUUGUUUCUUGUCAUUGUCAUCAUGUUGGGGAUAAAACAGUUCAGGAUAAGUACUUAUCAGGAACAUCAAUUUCCAAAGAGGUUUUAUUUAAUCGUAAUCUUAAGCGUAAACGUGGAACAAAACGAAAUCUAGCAAAUUAUGAUAAUGUUUUUGAAGAAAAUUUCACCGAGCAUAAUGACAUGUUGGAUGAACGACAAUUGACAAAGCAUAAUGAUAGAGAAACACCUUUAGUAACAGUGAAUCUAUUCCGUGAUACCUCGGAACCACCUGAAGUACCUCCAUAUGUCUUCGAUCAUCUAAAUACAGGAAAGAAAUGGAUACCGAAAUUUGCCAAUCCAAUAACAUUCAAUAAUUUUAAUCAACGUCUUCUUGACCAACGUGUAUGCCUGUGUCAAUUUUGGUCUGAAAACUCGGAAUCAUUUUGUGUUCAAGUGAAGACGAUAACCACUUCCAGUAGAAAUAAUCCUGACUUUACUGUUGAGGUUCGACUGCGCUAUACUCUGGAUAGUUGGCGAACAUACACAGAAUGCCCCCCGUUGUCAAGAAUUGAUCAUUUAACCGAAUCCUACACUGAUCAUCAAUGGAUAGAGACUUAUGAGUCACAGAUUAAACUACACUUAGCACUAUUCAAUGAAAUGUCAGUAUACUCGGUAGAUUAUAAUUCCUACUUAUUAGAAUUUGCUGUUGUCUAUCGAGGCAGUGGAUUUGAAUACUGGGAUAAUAAUUAUUCACAGAAUUAUUUGUCUUCUCUUUGAUGAUCACUGAUCACUUUCAAUGAAUGGUGAUUCUUGUUCAAUGAUAUGUUUUCAACGUGUGUGUCUUUUUUUACAGACCAAAAAUAUAC
Trichobilharzia szidati is the source of this 2339-nucleotide messenger RNA. The record is from the annotation of a GenBank genome assembly. NCBI's taxonomy places the organism in Eukaryota, Metazoa, Platyhelminthes, Trematoda, Strigeidida, Schistosomatidae.